Molecule: messenger RNA, 1445 nt
Organism: Chara braunii
Lineage: Eukaryota; Viridiplantae; Streptophyta; Charophyceae; Charales; Characeae
Source: the annotation of a GenBank genome assembly
CGGCGAUAUCAGCACGAUCUUGUCCACAGUCUUGUCCACGUGUCCACAGUCAGCAGGCAGUAUCAGCACGAUCUUGUCCACGUGUCCACAGUCACCAGGCAGUAUGCUGCAACAUACACUUAUUCGUUCGUCACUAAGGGGAUGGGGACAACAAUUGAUAGCGUAGUGGAACCACAGGUUCAUGCGCCACGGGGACAAUCUUGUCCCUACGGACGACAUCGAUCUUGGUGGGAUUCGAGCGUCCCAGCACGAGCCGGCGGUGGUGCUUCUGGAACUUAUCUUCUUUCAGCGUCUCCAAUGAACCGCUCCCAACUCUCCACCUUCGCCCUUCCAUCUCACUUUCCCACCUUUUGGCAGACUGAGUCUAGUCUUCACCCUCGCUUCUCUUUCAGUCUGGAGCCGCUCGCUGUUCCCCUCCUUGAUCCAAGGCAGUGGAGGCUCUGGUGUGAACACUUCGUCGAUCUUUCGGUGUGCCUGGUUGGAGUGAGACUCACGUGGACAAGGGACGAAGAGCAUCGCGCUUGGAUCGAGUACUUGGAGUUGCUGAUCAUCCAGGCUUGGAGGACGGAUGUGGAGGGUAAUCUUCUUGGAUUCCUGUUCCGAUCGGUGAGGCCCGACCAUCGCCAGCUGAUCGUGCAGGAACUCAGCGUUCCUCUCGCACAGUUGGUUGACGAUCUCCUCCUUGAGAUCGUCUCGCAGAGCAACGAGAGCCCGGUCCCACACGUCCUCACACGAACGUUGAAGCCGUACCUUGAGUGGUCAGUGUGCCUGGAGGAGCCGGGAAGCGGCCGCAACCCGCCAUCGCAGCGGGGAUAUCUAGACCCACACGAGAUAAUCGACCUCGCUUUCUUCCAGGAUCGAACGGUCUCUGAAGACGAGGAGUUAGCGAUCGAAGAAGAAGAAGAAGAAGAAGAAGCUGUUGAGGAGGACGACAAGGAAGAGACACCGGAAGAGGGGAGUUAUAGUGAAGAUUGCGAAGGAGAGAAGAGUGACGAGGAAGAAGAAGAAGAGCAAGGCGAAGAAGAGGAAGAGCUAGAGCUGGAAGAAUCUGAGUGGGAGAUCUCAGCAGAGGAGGCAGAACAAACGGACGCUCAGGUAGAGGAUCCCGAGGCGGCGCGCAAGAGAGAGAAGAUCGCGGUCGGAAAGCGACAACUGGAAUUCGCUAGUGGUGCAAAUCUGCAGAUCGCCGAUGAUCCGGCCCGAGAUCCAGAGUCGCCCAAGGCCGAAGAUGGACACCCGCCAGCCGAGACUUUGAGCGCACCAGCAAGGUGGCGACGAAGCCGAUCACCCUCCCCCUCCACCUCCGACCGUCCAUCAGUUCGAGCCCGUACUGAUGCGGGCCAUCGGGCUUCGUCCCCGGUCGUUAUCUCGCCGUCCCCUUGACCAUCUCACCCUCCGCCAAAUUACCACCCGUGUCACUUUCCCCCGUAACCCCUUCCCCAUCG